Messenger RNA from Leptomonas pyrrhocoris, 1107 nucleotides. RefSeq lists its product as hypothetical. The record is from RefSeq and is a predicted model, not a curated record. The transcript has a single exon. Gene Ontology annotation, molecular function: protein binding. Bases 268 to 1107 code for a protein of 279 amino acids. NCBI's taxonomy places the organism in Eukaryota, Euglenozoa, Kinetoplastea, Trypanosomatida, Trypanosomatidae.
AGCAGCUGAGGAGAAGCAAAACAAUAACAACCAAAAGGGCCAGUUGAGCCGCGUAUCACUGCACUGUGGCUGAGCUGACUGCGGUCUCAUAGUAAAAGGCGCAGACUCACACACAAACGCCAAAGAAUCCGUCCCACCACGCUUCCUCUUCUCUUUUCCUUUCUUCUUGCGUCUUUCGCAACUUUUUGCAGACUUGCCUCCGAUCGCAGCUCCUCUUAUUUUUGUCCCCUCUGUCUCUCGCAGAUUUUAUCGGUGUCUUCACAGCUCAUGGCUAGCUUGUCCCAAGCGCGUGUCGCGCGCUUCACCUCUCGAUGGCUCACCGAUGAACUCAACAACUUUGCCCGCUCCGGCAACUGGGAGGGUGCUCUGCAGACCUUCGAGCAGCUGCAGCAAUCAAGCCUGGUGCACCGCAAUGUGUACCACUACACGACGGUGCUGAAGGCAUGCAGCCGGGCUGGGCAGAUGGACGCCGCCAUGACAGUGUUCCGCCAAAUGAAAGCGAACCAGGUGAAGCCGAACGUGUACACCUACACCACUCUCCUGAAUGGGUGCGCCGUGGCGAAGAAGAUCGACUUAGCGCUGCGGCUCUUCGCCGAAAUGCGACUGGCUGAGGUGCCGCCAAACGUGCGCACCAUGACGGCGCUCGUCACGGCCUGCGCGCGCUGUGGGAAGUGGGAAAAGGCGUUCCGGGUGCUUGACCAGUGCGAGGAGCUUCUGAUUGCCCCGAACGUGCUGACGUACACGGCCGCCAUGGACGGCUGUCGCCGCGCGGGUGUAUGUGCGCCGGCCAUUGCUCUCUUGGAAUCGAAGAUGACCGACCCGAGCCAGGUGCGGCCGAAUGAGGUGACCUACAAUACACUUCUUGGUGCCUGCACGGCGGCGAAGGACUACGAGGCGGCGCAACGCGUGUUUGCGCGUAUGGUGGCAGACGGCUACGAGCCAAUUGAGUACACGCGUGGGUUGCUCGCAGAUGUGUUUCGUGGCACUCCGUUAGACGGACUUGCUGACAACAUUCCGGUGCGUGUCAAGCCUCCAAAGUGGGAGGCGUACGUGCCGGACUCUGAUCCUGUCACCGCGAUGCGGGCUACUCAGGAGGAAGCGUCGUAA